CAUAUAUAAAUCCUACAAAUGCUGUGUAGAGGAAAAGCAUUAAAUAUUCUUUUUCAUUUGACAGGUAUUUUUGCCGUCUUGAAUAUUAUUUGGGAUAUUUAUUUACUUUAAUUAGAAAAGCAUUUUGUUAUAACACAAUGUCACUGAAAAUCAGCUGCAACGGCACCCUGGCCAAACGGCCAACCGAGACCGUUGUCGGCCACCAACCUGUGUCCAAGCGCACCAAGCCGGAACCUAUUUUCUAUAACAACACACCUGACACCUGCUCGGCUCAUCAGCGGCAGCAAAGGCGGCGACAACAGCAGACACUCUUUGAGAAACUGAUCAACAGACCCGCACCAUAUUUUUCUGUGCCUGCAGUAGCCCAAAGCGGUCUCAUAUACACAGCAAACCUGGCCCACUUUGCCAACCGCUACCUCGCCAUCAUCUUCUACCCGGGUGAUUUCAACCCGACCGCAGCGACAAGAAUAGCACAUUUUAGCGACUCUUGCGCGCAAUUCUCAGCACAAACCUGUACUCUGGUAUUCUGCUCGACAGACAGCGAGUAUGCGCACAUCAACUGGCGCCAAAAAAUAAAGCGCGACUGUGAUGGAAUUGGGCCCAUUGACGCGAUUAUGCUGUCGGAUCGGACACGUGGGAUGACGCGAGACUAUGGUGUUCUAUGCGAGGAGACCGGCCAGGCUGCGUGGGCCUUGGCGGUGGUUGAUUCAAAACAGGUGCUGCGCUUUGUCGCUGCUGAUGAGGACACCAACUGCUGCUCGGCCGACGAGGUGCUGCGACUGGUGCGCGCGCUCAAGCAGUCUGACAUUGAUGGCCGCGGCUCCCAAGUGUAAUAAAAUAUUCAGCGGACACUGAGUGUGAUAUCUUAAUUUCUAUUUAUGAUCAACAGAUCUUGAUCCGCCGAUUGGAUUUUUUUUUACCAUUUUCGUUUUGGUUUGUUUUUACCUUUACACUCUUUAUUCCAUUUCACCUUCAAUUCCCACCUUCAACGAG
Kickxella alabastrina is the source of this 993-nucleotide messenger RNA. RefSeq names its product thioredoxin-like protein. Gene Ontology annotation, cellular component: cytosol. Lineage: Eukaryota; Fungi; Kickxellomycota; Kickxellomycetes; Kickxellales; Kickxellaceae. Gene Ontology annotation, molecular function: thioredoxin peroxidase activity. Bases 138 to 833 code for a protein of 231 amino acids. Gene Ontology annotation, biological process: cellular response to stress; response to oxidative stress; hydrogen peroxide catabolic process. The transcript has a single exon. The record is from RefSeq and is a predicted model, not a curated record.